Glossina fuscipes is the source of this 2242-nucleotide messenger RNA. Its product is annotated as protein a6. The coding region runs from base 438 to 1562 and encodes 374 amino acids. NCBI's taxonomy places the organism in Eukaryota, Metazoa, Arthropoda, Insecta, Diptera, Glossinidae. The transcript has a single exon. The record is from RefSeq and is a predicted model, not a curated record.
CUUAUUGAUAUUUAAAAAUAAUUGUUGAUAAUUUCGCUUUGUUUUCAUUUUGACAUUUCAACAGUUUUCAUUUAUGCACCGCAACCUUAAACGUAAAAAACAAAACAGUUGAAGUACAUAGAAACAUGUAAAUUUAAAAAUAUAUAAAAUUGUCCAAAAAUUGAGCAUGAAAGAAUAAAAAUACAUUAUGCAAGCGAAUUCUUACUAAGUUAGUUAAAAGAUAUGAUUUAGUUGUUUAUAAUAACAAGGACGAUAUGCAAACUUAUCAACCAUAAAAGAUUGCCUAAAUGGAACUGUACUUUGGCUGUUACUACAAUAGAUAUCAAGACAGAGCUGAACCAUACCACAAUUCGAAGGAUUAAAUGAAUGAUAGAUAAAAAUGUAAACCAAAUGAUUCGGAUGCCUACGCAAUCAAUAUAUAAGUGUAUGCGAAAGAAAUGGCACCAAAAUCUCUCGAUAAACAGCAGCAGUUAGUUGGUAAACAACAUUCCAAUACCUUCUACGUAUCCGCUUACGCUCUGUGCCACAAUAAACGCUUAAAGCAAAAGCGCCUAAAAUGGACGGAAGCUAUAAAGAUUAUCAGUAACAGAGACAAAAAUAAAAAGACUGAGACUCGUAAAAGAAGGUUAAACGCUUUGCAGCCGGAUGUUCACAUUAAUUUAUUAUCGGAUGAUGAUAUUGAUAAUUCAAUCAAUAAAAAUAAGAACAAUUCUGCUAAUUAUUGCGUAACAGUGGCACCAAUCAUGGAUGAUCAGCCAACAAUAAUGGCCAAAGCAAACGGUUUAGAUCUAGAAAGAGCUACAAUAUUAGGUUUAAUGCCUGUGGUGAGACCAUCUAUGGCAUCUGUUACUACUGUUAACAAAACGCCAGAUCCACCACGCAAACGGAAAUCACGUAAUCCCAAGAAAUGUUCUCAACUUCAACCCAUGUUCAAUCCAAAUGAAAGUAUAAUUCUAAGCGAUGACAGCGAUCUCUCACCAGAUAAUGUACCCGAUUUGAGGGUUAUUAGUCCACAGCCACGAAGUGAAAAGCAAAUUGUAAAUACCUGCCUGCCUCAAAAUUCUAUACAAGUUGAUGAAGUUACGGUUUCGUUAGUGCCACGAUCGCUUUCCGCCAGUUCCUGCGCCAGACGAUCUUUAGAAAAUAAUAAAACUAACAAUUCUGAGCCGUUUCCUAUGCUACCCGAUGAGACCACUGUGCAAACAGUUAUAGCCAAUCGCAUUUACGAACUCUCGCUGACUAAACUGCGAGAGGGUUUAGCUUCAUGCGGCAUACCUGAAUUUUCGGAUGCUUCUCAAAAGAUUUCACCUCAGAAACGAAAAGGCAAUGUAAAUCCACCGAUGGCCACGCCGCCACAAGCGCCUAUAUCUCUAAAAUUAUCCAGUGAUUUAAGCAUCUCAUUGAUUUCAGAUGAUGAUGAUGAUGAUGAUCAAAAUCAUCGGACGGAGCCGAUUUUAAGUCCAGCUCUGUUACAAAAGCUACCUAUUAAUGUCUCUAUAGCUCCAGUAUCUGUGUCAAAUGUCGUCCAAAUUCCCGGACUACCAAAACGCAAACUUGGAUAAGAUGGCUAAAUGGUCGUAUGAUCAACAGCCUUUUCAUCAGUUUCCUAAAUCGCAUAUGAAAAUUUUAACACCAUUCAUACGUAUUGGACAUUAAUAUCUACUAUCGGAGAGAAGCAGUACACCAAUUGAGAAUCUUUAAACGCAUGUAAAAUAAUCAUCUUGACUUUCGUAUUAUAUCCACUCAGUCAGUUCGUUAAUUUACUACUAAAUUACUUCAAAUCUUAAAAAAAAGUUCGCAUAUGCUUUCGAUUUAAUAGGGAAGAUCUCUACAUAUUUUGCACAAUAUAUAGACGACUUUGUUGACAUCUGACUAAUAGUAACUGCAACUUUCACAUGGAAUUUCCAUGUGAAAAGGUUCGUGAUCUUCGACAAUUAACAAAAACAUUGCACUUUUCAAAUAUUGGGUUGACAAGGAAGGCAUUUCCUUCGUCUCCUCAUUUACCUGUAUGGAGUUGAUAUGUACUGAUGUAACAGAGAGGUGGAAGAGGAGGUACAUCGAAAUUUUUUUCUCAAUCUACUACUUUCGUGAAAUAAUGUAUCUCCAAUAUUCAUUACACGGUGGAUAAAAUUAUCUUUCCUGCUUCAUAUGGUUCGAUAGUUCGUAUAUUCCUGUAUAUUUCAAGACUAGGCACCCACCCCUCUCUUAUUAUUGUUUAAGACAUAAUAAUUUACAAGUAAGU